Molecule: messenger RNA, 1986 nt
Organism: Penicillium egyptiacum
Lineage: Eukaryota; Fungi; Ascomycota; Eurotiomycetes; Eurotiales; Aspergillaceae
Source: the annotation of a GenBank genome assembly
AUGACAAAGCCGCAUGAAUAUAGAAGCCUGCCAGAGACUCCUCGAAAUCAGUUCCGCACGCCAAGAAGACCGAGUCCACGAGGUCUUCCAACAACUGCCACGAAAAGCAUCACCGCGCGGAACCGGUCACCACAGUCAUCGACAUCGGCAAGCGCUCGCAAGCGAACAUCGCUGCCACGCGUCCAAUCGACUCUCACGCAAAUUGACUUUGUGACACAGCCCACACCUUCGAAUGAUGACCAGCUCCGCUACAUCGACGAACCCAGACAUCGCGACGAUGCUGAAGACACAAUUGAGCGGCCAAAUGUAGAUGAUAGGUCCGACAAGGAUUCAGACUGUCUCCCCGCUCCACCAGUUCGGUCAGCUCGUAUCUCGAAAUUCAAGAUGAGCGAACGAGAGCGUGCUUCGGAGGAACGCCCGCAGAAGCGGAGGAGCUCUGGAAUUACCGAUCGAGAUGCACACCGGAGUCAUGGGCCAAGAAAGAGUGAGACACCAAGGGCGAGUGUCCGUCCUAGGAGCGGGCGAAAAUCUCUGGAGAAGUCAGCGGGAAAGCGGGACAAGACAUUAACUCAGAUGGACUUCGUACGACGUUACAUUACCAUUGAUGAUGAUGAUGAUGAUGACGACGUGAACAUGGGAUAUAUCCAGCCGACACCGCAGAAGAAGGGCAUAAAAGAUGAACAGACAGAGUGCACGAAUAAGUUGAACCAAUCACAGCCUACGAAGCGUCCGACCUCCAAACGAAAGCGCAGAUCUCUCGAAGAGCUGGAUCUGUCAACUGGUGAGCCUGUAUCUCAGCAAAAAGAAGCUCAAGGGUUGAAUCCUGGAAGCGGAGAUGAGGGCACGCGGGCAUCUGCAGCUCCUGUUACACCGCGGAAGCUUCAGACGCGCGAGAUACCUUCUUCACAGACGCCCGAAAGCCCUGGUCUCGCUAUUAUAACAUCAUCUCAAUUUCGCAGCGCUACUCGCUCUCCUGCAAAACAGAACCCCUUAAACCCGACGAAUAAUCUUAUGCGACCUAUCAAAGAAGAACCCCCGGAGGUUCGGCGAGUAGUCGAGGAUUCACAAGACCCUGGAGGUGAAGCUUUACCACGGGCACCGACACUUGAUUCUCCAAGCAACUAUAGCAAUUUGAUCCAUCCUCAUCUAACUACUACUGAGGAAUUCCCCUCGUCUGCACCUCCGACCGAGUCAACUUCCCAGGAUUUCCUCACCGAGGCAAAUGGGAACUCGACAAGUGAACCCACCAGGAGGGAGAGAACAGUCGUUUAUGAAACGGAUGCGGAUUCGGAAUACGGAGACUUUGAGGAAAACCUCAAUGGACGUUCCGUGACACCAUCUCCUAAUAAAGCACACCGAGAAAUGGGUCCACAGGACGGGUCACAGGCGACCCAACAUAGCCCAGAGUCACCUAAGGAUGAUUCCCAAGGACUUCCUCUACCAGUUGUGCAAUCGAGCCCUGGAUUGGAUGAUGCCCCUCCAUCUGAAGCUCCAAUGUCUGAUGCCUCAAUAUGCUAUCAAAGAAUGCACGCAGCUACACAAUUCCCGCACGAGCCAAUCCCAACGCUGAAUACGCAGAAGAUGUCCGAGCUUUUCCCUCACGGAGGCAGUAGCCAGCACACGAAUUUGGAGGCAUGGAGGCCUUCUGUUCGAAGACAGGAACCGGGGCCAUUUUCGCAGGCACAGACACAGAGCCAGGAAGCCUACAAAGAGUCUACUGAAAUGGUUCCCGAGUCAUCGCCUAUCCGGGAACGAGAAUACGGAAUCGAUUCGGGCGAUAGUCCGUUCCAACGACCUCGUGUUCCUGGCUCAGUAGUCCAAGUUGAGUCCUCGCAGGCGGUGGAUCGAGAUCCUCAACGGCAGGGCCUGGUCCUUUCUCGGAGCCAGCUUCUUACAUCGAGCGUCAUGGAGAGCAUUCCGCUCCCGAACUUUUGGAUGGGAAGCCAGGAUAGUGUAGGAGAGCCUUAUAGCUUACCUGAAGGAUGA